AUGACUACAAUUAACUCGAAAGCACUCAAUGGCUCUUUUGAGGGAGUCCCCAUUGGGGAGACCAUCCAGUGGAAGAACGUUCUGUACGCCGAUGUCAAGCACCGGUUUGCUCCUCCUAUUCUCAAGACUGACUUUGAGGGAAAGACCAUCGACUGUACCGAAGACGGAUACGAUUGUCCCCAGCUGCCCAACAAACACGAUAUGCACGAUGGCGAGUACAAGAGCGACGAGCUUCUGUGCACCAACCUGCGGAUCGUGAAGCCCAAGGGCGACUUCAAGCACCCCCUUCCCGUCUACUUGUACAUCCACGGAGGUGCCAACUUGGUUGGAAACAUUUACAGCAAGCGAACCGAUCCUACUCCGUUUGUGGAGCACUCUGCUGCAAUCGGCAAGCCUGUCAUCAUGGUUGUCAUUGAGUAUCGACUCGGUAUGCUUGGUUACUCCACCUCCAAGGAUGGAAAGGGUAACUGGGGUCUGCGAGACCAGUGGACUUCAGUUCAGUGGGUUAACAAGUUCAUUGGUGAAUUUGGAGGAGACUCUCAGCGAGUGACUGUUGGAGGAGAGUCUUCUGGCUCAAUUGGUGUCCACGCUCUUGUUCUGAAGGACGGCCUCGAGCACCAUGGCGUUAUCAGCCGAGCCUUCAUGUCUUCCGGAUCUCUGGGCUGUUUCCUUCCUCUUCCGGUUGCUUAUCUUGAUACUUACCGAGCCAAGGCUGCUAAGGAGCUUGGUGUUGAAGAGGCGGAUCUCGAUGACCCUACCAAGGUCCCUCCCUACGCUCUCGUCACGGCCGGAUUCAAGAUCGAAUACCCCUUUGGCUUCUAUGCUUACGAUGACUUUUUGCCUGACAACCUGCUGCAAGCCAUUCCCAAGCUCAGAACCGCUCUUGUCUCCGACAACGACUAUGAGGGUUCUCUAUUUGUGAAGCGAGUGGUGCCACCUGCCGAGAUCGAACCUCUUCUCAACUCCUCCGAGACCGGAAAGAAGGUCAAGGAUAUCUACAGCAUCUUGACCGGUGCCGAGGUGUGCAAGUUCCGAGGAGAUAGUUUCUUUGUCGUGUCUAACGCAGAGCUACUCGGCCAACUGGAAAAGGGAGGUGUUGACGUCUACCGACAGUUCUUCGACCAGGUUGAUCCCUUUGACCCUUCUCUUAGGGCCCGUCAUGCUGUCGAUCUUGUCUUCAUGUGGAAAUGUCUUCCCAACCUCCCUGAGUGGGCCAUCGAACUGGCCAACAAGUACCAGACCAACCUGAUCAAGUUCGUCUACGAUGAGUCUCCCUGGCCCUCCGAUGAGGUUGCCCUUGUUGGAAACAAGACCAUCAAGUACGGUCAUUACAACCCUCGAAAGCUGGCAGAGAAGCUGCUUGACCUCGACCUCAAGGAGAUUCGAAAGCUUGGAGAGAAUCUCACUCCUGCUGGAGAGUGGGCUAUGUAG
This is a messenger RNA of Yarrowia lipolytica CLIB122, 1431 nucleotides long. RefSeq lists its product as uncharacterized. The record is from RefSeq and is a predicted model, not a curated record. Gene Ontology annotation, molecular function: serine hydrolase activity. Lineage: Eukaryota; Fungi; Ascomycota; Dipodascomycetes; Dipodascales.